This is a messenger RNA of Sardina pilchardus (European sardine), 1203 nucleotides long. It is a transcript of the gene p2rx3a, whose product is annotated as purinergic receptor P2X, ligand-gated ion channel, 3a. The transcript is spliced from 12 exons. Gene Ontology annotation, cellular component: plasma membrane; nuclear inner membrane. The coding region runs from base 1 to 1203 and encodes 400 amino acids. Lineage: Eukaryota; Metazoa; Chordata; Actinopteri; Clupeiformes; Clupeidae. Gene Ontology annotation, biological process: calcium ion transmembrane transport; response to ATP. The record is from RefSeq and is a predicted model, not a curated record. Gene Ontology annotation, molecular function: extracellularly ATP-gated monoatomic cation channel activity; ATP binding; purinergic nucleotide receptor activity.
AUGUGGGGCUUUAUCACAGACUUCUUCACCUAUGAGACAACCAAGUCAGUGGUGGUCAAGAGUUGGCUGGUCGGAACCAUCAAUCGUCUGGUGCAACUGCUCAUCAUUAUCUACUUUGUCUGUUGGGUGUUUUUGCAUGAGAAGGCUUAUCAAAUUAAAGACACUGGGAUUGAAUCAGCAGUCAUGACCAAAGUCAAGGGAUUUGGUCGUUACAACAACCGUGUGAUGGAUGUGGCAGACUAUGUAGUUCCUCAACAGGGUACUGCAGUAUUUUGCAUCAUUACCAGACUCAUCACGACACUAAACCAGACACAAGGAUUGUGCCCACAGUAUGGCAAGAACUACAGAUGCACCCGUAACUCUGACUGUGACAAACAUCUGAGAUCACAUCUGGCAAAUGGUAUUUUUACUGGACAUUGUCUGACAGAGGAUGGACAGUGUGAGAUUGAAGGCUGGUGUCCUACAGAAAAUGAUACUAUCCCGGCGGAUUAUAUGGAAGAGGUCGAGAACUUCACCAUAUUCAUUAAGAAUAGUGUUCGCUUUGCCCUCUUCGACAUCACCAGGGGAAACUUCCCUCCCACUAUUGACAUCAACUGUAUGUAUGAUCCUGUUACCAACCCUUACUGUCCAAUCUUCAAAGUGGGAGACAUACUCAAAUAUGCGAACGAGAGCUUCAGCGCAAUCGCUAAUAAGGGUGGCCAGAUUGGUAUUCAUAUUAGAUGGAUAUGUAAUUUUGACCAACCUGUGGAAAACUGCAAACCUACCUUCUCCUUCACAAGACUGGAUGAAGCGUUUGAAAAUAGCAAUGUUUCCAAAGGUUACAACUUCCGGUUUGCAAAAUACUACAUGUCACCUGAUGAAGAGGAGUAUCGUACACUUCACAAGGCCUUCGGCAUCCACUUUGAUGUUAUGGUCUCUGGCAAUGCUGGAAAGUUUGACGUGAUCCCAACUCUUAUCAACAUAGUGGCAGCUUGCACCUCAGUAGGACUGGCAACUGUCCUGUGUGAUAUCAUUCUUCUAAACUUUCUAAGAGGGGCAGAUCGGUACAAGGCAAAGAAAUUUGAGGAGGUCUCUGCGAGAGACAUAAUUGCUGGGGUCCCAAGUCAAAGCCAAAGUCAAAGCCAAAGUCUUCAAACGCUCAGAAAUGAGGGGAAGAGCUCAGACGAUUCUGGAUCCUUCUCUAAUGGUCGGCAGCGACAAUGA